CGUUACCUGAAAAACGAGAGAUUGAAGUCGGAUGGGAAUAAAUCUUCUCUAGUUUCCUACCUUGCAAACUACACUUCUUCUCUCUCUAAAGGAGACAUCAAUCUCUCCCCUAGAAGACAAAAGUACACUCAACUCCCAAAACUAAAAUAAAAUUACACUGAAACCCUUCUCUUUUCCUUUCUCCACACCAUGCAUUUCAACAAAUAGAAAUCACUCAAUUCAAGGAAAAAAAGAAGAAGAAAGAAAUCCCCCCCCCAAAAAAUCUUGAGAAGGAAGGAGUGGUGGGCCAUGGAUUUUCCAGGAGGGACUCGCUGCAAACUGGUGGGCGAUUAUAUACUUGAGCGCAGAAUCGGGUCGGGCUCUUUCGCGACUGUGUGGUUGUCCCGGCAUCGGUGCAACGGCGUCGAGGUGGCGAUCAAGGAGAUCGACAAGAAGCAGCUGAGCAGAAACGUGAACGAAAGCCUAGUCAAGGAGAUUAUAAUCCUUCAGCGAAUCCAGCAUCCGAACAUUAUACGCCUCCACGAAGCUAUCCAGACUGCAGAUAAAAUAUACCUUGUCUUGGAGUACUGUAUUGGUGGUGAUCUUGCUGCUUAUAUUGAACGUUUUGGAAGAGUUUCAGAGGCCAUUGCUAGACAUUUUAUGAGGCAAUUGGCUUCAGGAUUGCAAGUUCUCCGUGAAACCAAUCUCAUACACAGAGAUCUAAAACCACAGAAUCUUCUAUUGUCAAGUAAGGAUGAAACUCCAAUUUUGAAGAUCGGAGAUUUUGGUUUUGCAAGGUACCUAACACCUCAAGGGUUAGCUGAGACUUUAUGUGGUUCACCAUUAUACAUGGCUCCAGAGAUCAUUCAGAACCAAAAAUAUGAUGCGAAGGCUGACUUAUGGAGUGUGGGAGCAAUUCUGUUCCAGCUGGUCACAGGGAAGCCACCCUUUGAAGGAAAUUGCCAAUACCAGCUUUUCCACAAUAUUUUGGCAUCUAAUGAGCCACAGUUUCCACAAGGUGUUUUGGAAGAACUGCAUCCUGAUUGUAUAGAUCUCUGUAGAAGCCUUUUGCGGCGUAAUCCAGUUGAGCGACUGACGUUCGAGGAGUUCUUCAAUCACAAGUUCAUGGUUGAGCCGCCAAGGCCGACAAUGGGUGCUGGAGAUAACUCCCCCCUUCAAGAAAGAGGAACUCUGAUUGAGCAGGAAGAGGAGCUAACAGAUGACAAAUUAUCUUUGAUCUCUGAGAAGGGGCCUCACAUGCAUUCUGGGAGCAUGCUAUAUUCAUCUGUGCAUGAUGAAAGCAUUAUAUCACAGAAGAAACAAUUGCUUAGAAAAGAAUCAUCGCCUGUGGCUACAGGAGAUGCUCAUGAGUGUAGUUUAAAUGCUACAGUUGAUAGCCUAAGAAAAUCUGUAGAUGGUCAUCUAUCCAGUUCAUCAGAUCAAGGGAGCAUGGAGAUGGGAAAUGUGGACCGCGGGCUUUCAAGCAUAAGCACAACAAAAGUUGCUGACUCACUGGAGCUCAUUGAACGCGAUUAUGUUCUUGUUCCUUCUAAUUUUACUUCAGUGGAGACGCUCACUUCUUCGCUUGAGGCAUCUGUGCAAGAAACUUCUGCAACCAGAAUUUCUAAUUGUCCAAAAAAGACAACUGUCAAGGGCAUAGCUGAUCCAGUGCGAAUAGGGGAGCCGGCUGUUAGUUCUGUUGGUGGUGCAGAAAAUUUGGGUUGCCAUGGGUCUGCUCCAUUAGCAGCAUCACGAGCAUCUACUGAGUUGGUGGAUGUUCAACGACAAUCAUCCUUGCAUCCUUCAACUAGGCUUCGAUUUUUACAUCAGUAUGUCCAUUCUCUUUCUGAACUAGCGCAGGAAAAGCUGAAUGCACAAUUGCAUCUUGAGUCAUUUUCAAUUGAACUGGUAGCUUUAGCUGUAUGGAAGGAGGCUUAUCGUGUGUGCAGUUCUUGGGUAGCUUCCAGUAUUGAGGGUGGAUCCCUUGAGAGUUCUUCAGCGAAAGAAUGUCCACCUGAUCACGAAGGUUCCUGUUCAUCUCUAAAUUUGGCCGAGGAUGUCGAUUUCAGGAGUCCUGCAUCCAUUUGCUCAUGGGUGAAGAAAGGAUUUAUUGACACUUAUAAUCGAGCAGACAAGAUAUCUAGUUUUAUCCAGAAUAUGAAUGGUAGUGCUGAGAUGCCAGAUGCGAUGGAUAUUGUGUACCAGACAGCACUAGCAGCCGGUAAAAGUGGCGCUGUGGAUGAGCUUAUGGAAAACAGGAGCAGUGCAGCAGCAUCAUACUCAAAAGCAACAACUCUGCUGUCAUUUAUCUUGACAGAAGCAACAUCACUACCUCUGAAUCCACCAUUUUCUCUGUCCGUUUCUGAUCAGCAGCGAAUCCACGGAUUCAUUACCAGGUUGAAAGCUCAUCAAAGCCAGUCAGAAGUGAGACCACCCCAAUCUCCCAAGCAAACUAAAGGCUAUCUUAGCAAGUAAAUAUGAUUUGACUCAUGGGUAUUCCUCCAAGGCAGCACAGGUACAAGCUGGGUGGAUUGCUUUGAAUCAACACAAGCAGUCCAUAUUUUUUUUUGUUACGGUUGAUGCUUGUGUUCAAAUUUUCAAACUGGGAGAUGACUGGUGAUUACCAAAAAGACAGCUAAUUGCAGUAUAUAACACCUCUAGAGACUGUCCAGUCUCUCUGCUAAAAUGGGCAGGGUGCCUGGAAUUUGCAUAGAGAACUCUUUUUUUUUUUUUUUUUAAUGUAUAGAAUGCAAUGUAAAUAAAUGUCUAUUCUUUAAUUACACAAGGUUGUAAAAUCGUGUACAUACCUGUUUAUAGCAUUUUCAUACAGGCCUUUUAGUUCCCAUUUGAACUUUGAAUUUGAAAUCAACACAGCAACUGAGAACAGAUUAUAAUUACUGAAUA
Molecule: messenger RNA, 2883 nt
Organism: Magnolia sinica
Lineage: Eukaryota; Viridiplantae; Streptophyta; Magnoliopsida; Magnoliales; Magnoliaceae
Product: serine/threonine-protein kinase ATG1a
Exons: 13
Coding region: 289-2454 (721 amino acids)
Biological process (GO): autophagosome organization; protein autophosphorylation; peptidyl-serine phosphorylation
Cellular component (GO): cytoplasm; autophagosome
Molecular function (GO): ATP binding; protein serine/threonine kinase activity
Source: RefSeq, a predicted model, not a curated record